GCUUGUAGAAAUAACAGUUGUGAUGAAAUGUAAUAAUUUGGGGUUUAUUUGUCCCGCAAUCACAAGUAUUUAACUAUUGAGACAAUUUAAGGAAAAUAAGUGCAAGAUUUGUGUUUCUGGAACAGACAAGGGCAAAUUCCCGAGUAUCCUCAGUUGGGUCUACUCAAACCACCGACUACUCAAAAGCAGAAAUGGAGACCUCUCCUCCGGAGAAGAAAGACACACAAGUACAAACUGAGACCCCGGAAGGGGCGACCAGUGUCCAAGUAGAUGAGGAAAAGCUUGCAGAAUGGUUGAGAAAAAUUUAUCCGAAAGUAAAGAAAGAACUUGAUGAUAGCGCCAACUCUCGGGCUUUCAAGGGAUAUAAAUUAUCAACUGAUUCAUCUGAUGCUAACUGCAAACUUGUCCAAAUUUUAAAUGUGGCGUCACAAGUCAAAGAUGCAGAGAUUGGUUCUUACGUUUCUGCAAUGUCUUGGAACUCCACCAAUCAAACUUUGGCCGUUUCAUGUACUUAUAAACACAAUUCUUGGUGUUAUCACGAGGGCGUGGUUGCAAUUUACACUCUAGAUCGCGAGGACAACUUACCAGAAACACCAAGAGUUAAAUUAACAACGGAAUCUUGCGUUACCGAGCUCAGAUUUCAUUCAGUCUUACCAGCAAUAAUAGCAGCUGGAUUAUUUUCCGGUGGUAUAAUAAUUUGGAACAUACAAAAAGAGGACGACCAAGUCGUAGCCAAAGUUGAAGGGCAUGGGGACGGAAUUACGCAAUUAUCGUGGAUAAUUGACAUAAAUUCGGCCAAAAACGUCCUUCUGGCAUCUUCUGGCCUCGACGGUCUUUUAUCAAUUUGGAAUUUCAGUCUUAACGAAUCGGCUUUAACCAUUAAAGAGAGGCAUCAAAUUAGGUCGCAACUCAUGCCGAAAAAUAGCGAAAGCCAGGAAGAAACAGUUAAGAAAAUUGCAAGAGGGGUCACUUGUUUUGAUUUUUCCAAAUAUUCGCCUGAAAUUUUUGUGAUUGGAGGCGAGGGGGGGUUGGUGGUUCAGUGCAGUUUGCUUGGGAGCAGGAAGUUGCAAGGGAGUAAAGACGAAGCCCCGCUCCUUGAUUCCGUUUUUAAGUAUUACGAGGGGCAUAAGGGUGAAGUGAGUUCGAUUAAAUUUUCACCAAAUCGGCGAGAAAUGUUUAUGACGAGUGGCUCUGACUCGGAAAUACGAAUUUACGUCGUUGACCAAGAAGAGCCGGCCCAAGUAAUUUUUUUGAAACAACCUUUACUUGAUGUUUCUUGGGUCCCUUACGAAGAGAGAAUUAUUUGUGGGUGUGGUAAAAACGGUGUUAUUGAAAUUUAUAACUUGUUGAAAGGCAAGGCUAUUGAAAAUACGACCAAAGAAAAAAUCAAAUCGGAAAUUAUGACCCAAGUCGAGAUAAAUAAAACAAAGAGCAAUAUCGUUGCAGUAGGGACGGAGAGUGGACACGUCCAAAUGUGGAGGGUUCCUUGGGCUUUGUUCGGAAAUUUGUCACUUUGAACAAUUCUUGAAUAAAUUAUGAUUUUUACAUAA
Molecule: messenger RNA, 1550 nt
Organism: Tribolium castaneum (red flour beetle)
Lineage: Eukaryota; Metazoa; Arthropoda; Insecta; Coleoptera; Tenebrionidae
Product: cytoplasmic dynein 2 intermediate chain 2
Exons: 9
Coding region: 192-1517 (441 amino acids)
Biological process (GO): intraciliary transport
Cellular component (GO): cytoplasmic dynein complex; ciliary plasm
Molecular function (GO): dynein heavy chain binding; dynein light chain binding
Source: RefSeq, a predicted model, not a curated record